Cuscuta epithymum is the source of this 1596-nucleotide messenger RNA. Lineage: Eukaryota; Viridiplantae; Streptophyta; Magnoliopsida; Solanales; Convolvulaceae. The record is from the annotation of a GenBank genome assembly.
ACAAAAAAACAUCUUUUUUUGAUUUCUGUACAUCUCGUCUUUAUAAACAAACUUUCCCAGAUUUUUUUAAAAGUUUGACCAACAAAGGAAGAGAUGAAAGGAUGGUUGAAGAUCACUUUGGUGGCGGUUUCGUGUGGAACCAUUCUGUCCCUUUUGUUGAUUAUGAUCAUUCAAAAAACAUGUAACCGCAAAAGACGCAGAGAUCGUUUCGAAGAAGGAAGCCCAGAAAUUGCAGAAAACGCUCACUCCGCCGCCGCCGCCGCCGGAAUAACUCAACUUCAACAUGUGAGUCUCCACCAUCUUGACCGAAACGGAACCGGUAAAAUCAAUUACUUCGUUUUCCGCCGUGGGCCGUCGGCGAAGCCCAAUUUCAGUUGGGCCGAUCACCCUUCUCUGGUCGCAGACGCCGUCGACAACGGAUGGGCGAACUUCGGGUUCACCGCGCACACACCGCCGCCUCCGCCGGCCCGAUCGGCCAGGUCUCUGCUCGGCGCCUGCGGCGCCGCUGAUAUUCAUCCGGCGGUGAAGAUAAGCUGGGAAGUCUCCCCUGGUUCAUCGGAUUUGGUACAGAAAAUCAAAUUCAGAUGCAAUUCGGACCACAUGAAGAGAAUCAGCAGCAUCAGAAACAAGUCGCCGGUAAUGACCGCCGCCUCUGUUCUGAAGACUUCGCUGCCUCUGCCGGGCCCACAAUUGGGGACUUCAUCUUUCCCGCAGGAAGCCUAUUUCGAGAUCACGAUUUUGCCAUGUGAUGAGGAUGAAGAUGAAGGGCGCAGAUCUCAGGAUGACAAAAUUAACCUCAUUCGAGAAGACUAUAAUGCCAAAUCUGCGGUCCACGCCAUGAGCAAUAGGGAGGAUAAUGGAAAGGGGAAUAGGAAACACAAUAACAGUAACCAUGUCGCUAUCUCCAUAGGACUGAGUGGAAGUGGUUGUCUUCCAUUCCGGCUUCCGGGGAGCUAUCCUGGUUCCAUUGGAUUCCAUUCUAAUGGUUCUGUCUGUCUUGAUGGGAUGGUGCUGGUGUAUGAAGGGGAACCAUGGGGAAGAACAGAAGAAAAGGUUAUUGGAUGCGGGUACAACCCAAGCCAAAAGAAGGUGAUUUUCACAGUGGAUUCACUUCUUAUGCAUGAAAUUAAAUGCAAAUCAGAGGAAUUUGGAAGCCCUCUAUAUCCAACUAUAGCAGCAAAUGCUGACAUCACAGUCGUGGUUAAUCAUGGCCAAAGUGUUUUCAAGUAUGGACCAGCAAAUAUGGGCAGAACAUCAAACCCUAGCUUCAGUGGUCCCCUGUCAAACAAUUCUACUUCAGCUAUAGGAUAUGAUGAAGACAGCAAAGAGCUUUUCUCCAUUGGGAGGAUUGAAUCUCUUCAAUGGCUGAAUAGAAACACAACUGCAGCAAGAACGUACAGUAAUGGUGUGAAGCAGCAGCCAGAAUCAGACUUGGAAUCUGAUGGGGAGUUAUUUGAAAUUAUGUUGGAUGGUUAUGGGAAAAAACCCCAACACUCUACAGCAACACUAUGAGGAAAAUCAUCAUUAUUAGGUUAUAGAUUUUUUAAUUUAUUUUUUACUUGUUUGUGAAUGUUACUUAUGGUACAAGGCUGAAAA